AUGGGUGAUACGAUAAUGUUAAGGUUCAGUGGUGAGGUUGACGAAUCGAAUUUUGGCCUUUUACCAAAUUACACAUGGAACGACGUUGUUGACAGCUUGGCUUCUAAUGAAAAACUAUUCUUUUUGCAAAGACACGGUGAAGGGUGGCACAAUGUUGCAAGACGCUAUUUGAAUAUCUCAUACCAUGAUUGGCAGUGUCAUUGGUCGUUGGUCGAUGGCAAGGAUGGUAUUGAGUGGUAUGAUGCCGAAUUGACGCCUCGCGGAAAAAAGCAAGUUGCAUCAUUAGCACACAAGAUCAAACAUACAGAUGAAUUUCCAUUUCCACUGAGAUUCUAUGUAAGUCCAUUAAGGAGAACGUUGCAGACUUGGCUCGGAACAUGGCAAAAUUUAACAAGUAAAAUUCCAACAAUUAAAGAAAAUGCUAGAGAAAAGUACGGAAUCGAUUCCGAAAGCAAAAGACACGAAAAGGAGUACAUUGUAGCCAAAUUCCCAAAUGAAUUUAAAUUUGAACCUUACUUUUCUGAAUUUGAUGAUAAAUGGUCGCUGGAAGAGAGAGAAAAAUUGCAGCAUUGUCGGUAUAGAGCAGCUACUUUGUUGCGGGACAUAUUCAAGGAGGUGACCGAUAACGAAAAGGUAAUAAGUGUUGUCUCUCAUUCGGGAAUCAUCUAUUGCAUCUUGGAUGUUGUACAACAUAGAUAUUAUGGACUCCAUACUGCCGGCUUAAUCCCUGUAAUUGUCAAGAUGGAGAGAGAAACAAAAUUGUACCCUUUGGACGAUGCAUUUUCAAACUUUACGGAUUGGUGUCCAUCUCAUUUCACUUCCGAAACAUAUAUAGAGCAAACGGUUAGUGAGAAGGAAAAUGAAUAUUAG
Messenger RNA from Lodderomyces elongisporus, 870 nucleotides. Its product is annotated as phosphoglycerate mutase family protein. NCBI's taxonomy places the organism in Eukaryota, Fungi, Ascomycota, Pichiomycetes, Serinales, Debaryomycetaceae. The coding region runs from base 1 to 870 and encodes 289 amino acids. The transcript is spliced from 2 exons. Gene Ontology annotation, molecular function: phosphatase activity. The record is from RefSeq and is a predicted model, not a curated record. Gene Ontology annotation, cellular component: cytoplasm.